Molecule: messenger RNA, 654 nt
Organism: Arabidopsis thaliana (thale cress)
Lineage: Eukaryota; Viridiplantae; Streptophyta; Magnoliopsida; Brassicales; Brassicaceae
Product: Protein kinase superfamily protein
Exons: 1
Coding region: 1-654 (217 amino acids)
Molecular function (GO): 1-phosphatidylinositol 4-kinase activity
Source: RefSeq, marked reviewed
AUGGCAGGCUGCUCAAUGAUGAAAGUGGAUCGAACAUUUCCUGAUCUCAAGGAGAUUCCGGUAGAUCUUGCUACUCGUUUCCGGCAGAUGAUAGAGUGGUUGGAGAUUGCAAAUUCAGAGUGUAGAUUGACUCCAUACAAAAAGAUAAGUCAUAUUUAUCAGAUUUUCCAUUCACAAGGUGUUCUUGAAUGUUUAUUUAGGAGAGGAGAAGAUGAUAUAAGUUUUAUGAUAGAGGCAUCUGUGUACUUAUUGGACCAUCCACUAGAUGGUUCAAGAUCAUCAUCUCCAACCAUUUGUGACUUUGCUGGAGUGUUGCCCACGAUUUUUGUGACCUUUAGAAACAAGCGACUUGGAACGAUGGUAUCCGGUGCUUCGGUGGAAUUCAUGGAAUUCGCGCAUCACAUUCAAGAACACAUUCAUCGUACGAGCUUUCCUGAAAUAAGAACGGCCGAAAUACACAAGAUUUCAUUGAUUGAUGUACGUUUUGGCAACAUGGAUCGCAAUGCCAAAAACAUUAUCGUCAAAGUAGAAGAUAACAUACCCCAUUUUGUUCCCAUCGAUCAUGAAAUGUGUUUCAUUAACACAGGGCAAAACUACAACUUGUGUAAGCCGUAUUGGUUAUCUUUGGAGGAUAGUAGUAUUUACGAAGCAUAA